Messenger RNA from Penicillium cinerascens, 1434 nucleotides. RefSeq names its product bZIP transcription factor. Lineage: Eukaryota; Fungi; Ascomycota; Eurotiomycetes; Eurotiales; Aspergillaceae. The transcript is spliced from 2 exons. Bases 1 to 1434 code for a protein of 477 amino acids. The record is from RefSeq and is a predicted model, not a curated record. Gene Ontology annotation, molecular function: DNA-binding transcription factor activity. Gene Ontology annotation, biological process: regulation of DNA-templated transcription.
AUGGCCAACCCUCCGCUCGACUCGUCCGAUUAUGCGGCACCCUCGCCGGCCCUCGACUCGAUGAUCGAAGCCCGCUCACAUCCUACCUACACCCCGAAACACGAAGACUCGCCAGCUCCUUCGCGCUCAACAUCCCCCGGCCCGGAUUCGGUCGUCACGGACACCAUCGACAAUAAUGGGGCCUCCAUGACCGCCGGACGGAAGCGCAAGCUGAACAGCUCGUCAUCACGAGGUGUCGCCAACCUCACCCCGGAUCAAUUGGCGAAGAAGCGUGCCAAUGAUCGCCAGGCGCAGCGCGCAAUCCGUGAGCGAACUAAGGGACAUAUCGAAGCUCUGGAGCAGCAGGUUCGUGACCUCUCGUCGCAGAAGCCCUUCCUCGACCUACAGGCUGCUAUCCAGCACAAUGAGCGCAUUCGUCAAGCUGCGGCCGCGGCGGACAGGUUAUAUGCCGAAUCCAUUGCUAGCGUUGACACACCUUCGCCCAUACGAUCGACUUCCGCCCCAGGAAGUCGCCGCAACAGUCACAAUGGAGGACUCCAAGCCUCUUCAUUUCGCAAUGUGCUGGAUUCUCAGCGCCAUCACAUUUCCCAUGGGCUAGACUUUGGUGUGGAGGAACGACUGGGCUUCAACUUCCUCUUGGACCCUUCUCAGAAUGUGCCCAAGCUCGACCGUCUGCGUCGCAGCAGCUCUGAAAACCUCCGCAGCUCUCAUCCAACACCACCUUCACCACUUUAUUUGCAACCAUUGUGCUACCCAUCUGACCGGGCGCCAACUGCAUUUGCUACUCCCAUCAAAAAUACCGGGCCUGUAUGUCCGCUGGACAGUAUCCUGCUAGACUUCCUUCAUAACCGGCAACGCGAGGCGGCGCAAGGAAUACCCCGCCAGAAGCUCGUGGGCCCGCCAUACCCGAGCGUCUCUUCACUAUUGAACCCCGAGAAGAGUGCAAACUCACACCCGGUGUCAAAGGUGUUCACGGACAUCCUUCACACAUUCCCUGAUAUCGCGUCAUUACCAGAGCAAGUUGCCGUGCUCUACACCAUGUUCCUCCUCAUGCGGUGGCAGAUCUACCCUACGCAAGAGAACUACGACCGACUUCCAGAAUGGCUCACGCCGCGUCCUACACAACUUCUCCAGGCGCAUCCAGCCUGGAUCGACUAUAUAGCUUGGCCGCGGAUGCGUGAUCGGCUUGUUACGUCCUACCAAAACUAUCCGUUCGAAAAUUGGUUCAUCCCCUUCACACGCGGCUUGUCAGUCAACUGGCCAUAUGAAGCCACCGACUGCUUGCUGUCAGCCGGCGACUCGGACGAGCUACUCAUUAACCCUGUAUUUGAGCGGCACAUGCGGAAUAUUUUCAACUGGUCUCUGGGCCCGUUGUUCGCAGAGAGCUAUCCCAAUUUGGUCGAUACAACGCGAAUAGUACCUGAGCCAACAUAG